Molecule: messenger RNA, 810 nt
Organism: Protopolystoma xenopodis
Lineage: Eukaryota; Metazoa; Platyhelminthes; Monogenea; Polystomatidea; Polystomatidae
Source: the annotation of a GenBank genome assembly
UCUUUGGGCCUUCAGGUCACCGCCGUACCCAUGGAAGAAUUGACUAACAUAGUUAAUGGAAGACCUCAUCAAGGUGUGAUUCUUAAAACUUCUCUUCUUCCCAUGUGCUCCUUUGACGACAGCUUUUUUGUUAACCUUUCUACAUUCGAAAAUUCUUUACUCUCAUCCAAUGCUUCUCAUCACAGUCACACGGUCCUUUAUAUGGACCAAAUCAAAGAUAUUAUGAAUUAUGGCAGUAUACUGCGUUCUGCUUUCUUCCAUGGAAUAUACACGGUUUUGCUUUCUGCCUCUUCUACCGCCAUGCCUUCUGCCCUUAUCAGCAAGUUGAGUGCUGGUGCGAUGGAAGCUAUGCAGUUUUAUCGUAUCACAAAUUUUAAUUAUACUCUUGAAGUUCUUCGUGCUUUUGGAUUUAAGCUUAUCGGUACUAUUGCCUCCUGCAAUGUUGUUUCCUCAGUAGAUAAAAAAUAUUUCGCCAUGGACUUGCUAACCGAAAAGAUGGUCGGAGUUGAAUAUGAUUCUGCUGGAUUUAGACGCCUUCAACCUGUGUUAAUUGCUCUUGGAAGUGAAACCUCUGGCCUCAGCAAUGAGAUCUUAACGGCUUGUGAUUUAUUAAUUCGCAUACCAGGGGCUCUAGAUAGACUAGAUUCUGAAGAAAGCUUUACAAACGGUGGAGAUGUACAUAUGGAUCUUCCUAGUUCUGCCUCUAUCUCACCACUCGUAUCAUCCCUUAACGUCGCUGUUGCUUCGGGCAUUUUACUUCAUCAUCUGACUUCCCUGCGCUCUGAUCUUCGCUAUUGCUCUUCCUCAUAG